Molecule: messenger RNA, 1997 nt
Organism: Ziziphus jujuba (common jujube)
Lineage: Eukaryota; Viridiplantae; Streptophyta; Magnoliopsida; Rosales; Rhamnaceae
Product: extensin
Exons: 2
Coding region: 16-1677 (553 amino acids)
Source: RefSeq, a predicted model, not a curated record
UCUCUAUUGGGAAAGAUGGGAAAAAUGGGGUCACCACCACUGACCUCCCUCUUAAUCGCUCUUUUAGUGGCCUUUGUCUCUCUCAGCUUCCCUUCAGAGACCAGUGCAAACUAUCCUUACUCUUCUCCUCCACCACCUGUUUCUCCUCCUUACCACUACAACUCUCCUCCUCCACCUGUUCACUACCCAUCUCCACCAAAGAAGCCUUACCACUACAAGUCUCCUCCUCCUCCAGUUCACUACCCAUCUCCACCAGUUCACUACCCAUCUCCACCAAAGAAGCCUUACCACUACAAGUCUCCUCCUCCUCCAGUUCACUACCCAUCUCCACCCAAGAAGCCUUACCACUACAAGUCUCCUCCUCCACCAGUUCACUACCCAUCUCCACCCAAGAAGCCUUACCACUACAAGUCUCCUCCUCCUCCAGUUCACUACCCAUCUCCACCCAAGAAACCUUACCACUACAAGUCUCCUCCUCCUCCAGUUCAUUACCCAUCUCCACCAGUUCACUACCCAUCUCCACCAAAGAAGCCUUACCACUACAAGUCUCCUCCUCCUCCAGUUCACUACCCAUCUCCACCCAAGAAACCUUACCACUACAAGUCUCCUCCUCCUCCAGUUCACUACCCAUCUCCACCAGUUCACUACCCAUCUCCACCCAAACCUUACCACUACAAGUCUCCUCCUCCUCCAGUUCACUACCCAUCUCCACCAGUUCACUACCCAUCUCCACCCAAGAAGCCUUACCACUACAAGUCUCCUCCUCCUCCAGUCCACUACCCAUCUCCACCCAAGAAACCUUACCACUAUAAGUCUCCGCCUCCACCAGUUCACUACCCAUCUCCACCAGUUCACUACCCAUCUCCACCCAAGAAGCCUUACCACUACAAAUCUCCUCCUCCUCCAGUUCACUACCCAUCUCCACCAGUUCACUACCCAUCUCCACCCAAAAAGCCUUACCAUUACAAGUCUCCCCCACCACCUUCUCCAGUUCCAUCUCCUCCAAAGUUGCCACCUUACCAUUACAAGUCUCCUCCACCACCUCCACCUGUCUACAAGUACAAGUCUCCUCCACCACCUCCACCUGUCUACAAGUACAAGUCUCCUCCUCCUCCAGUUCACUACCCAUCUCCACCCAAAAAGCCUUACCAUUACAAGUCUCCCCCACCACCUUCUCCAGUUCCAUCUCCUCCAAAGUUGCCACCUUACCAUUACAAGUCUCCUCCACCACCUCCACCUGUCUACAAGUACAAGUCUCCUCCUCCUCCAGUUCCAUCUCCCCCUAAAUUGCCACCUUACCAUUACAAGUCUCCUCCACCACCUCCUCCGGUGUACAAGUACAAGUCUCCUCCUCCUCCAGUGCCAUCUCCCCCUAAGUUGCCACCUUACCAUUACAAGUCUCCUCCACCACCUCCGCCGGUUUACAAGUACAAGUCUCCUCCUCCUCCAGUGCCAUCUCCCCCUAAGUUGCCGCCUUACCAUUACAAGUCUCCUCCACCACCUCCUCCGGUUUACAAGUACAAAUCUCCUCCUCCUCCAGUUCCAUCUCCCCCUAAGUUGCCGCCUUACCAUUACAAGUCUCCUCCACCACCUCCACCGGUUUACAAGUACAAAUCUCCUCCCCCUCCUCCUCCAGCUUACAUCUAUGCAUCACCACCUCCUCCUCACCACUACUAGAAGAAUGAGAGGUCGAUAGCAUCCAUGCAUGCAUCCCGGAAAGAAGAAGAAUAUGUAUGUCAAAAUAAAGAAAGAGGUUGUCGAAGAUCGUUUAAUUAUCAUACAAAGAAGGAAAAAGAGUCCCUAAGUUUGGAUUUCCCACAAUAGGAGUUCAAUCAGAUUUCAUGUAUUUGACAGCUGUAGUGCAAUGUAUUGUGUUUUAAAUUAAACUUGCAAAUUAUAUAAUUAAUUAUAUAUAUGUAUGUUGCGAAUGUUAGGAACCUCUUUAGCCAAUGCGGGAGGUUGAAUGGUUUACAUAAUAAAAUAAGCUUAUUUUUCAA